AUUUCAACACGAAAACAACAUGGUGCGACCGUCGGGACUUGUGCUUGCGCUCGGCGCGGUGGCCGUGACUAUUGUGGCGCUCAGCAUCUCCAAGCUGUUCAGCAAGGAUGAUGGGUCUUCUUUUGAAGAAGAUGACGAAUCGGCUGAGGAGUCCAACACGUCUGGCUCGCCCGUGACCAAGAAGCAAUUGGUGCGAUACUUGAACGAAGUGGCCGAGACCAUCGAAGGCAUUGUGGCCCAACUGCCCGACUUGGCGAAAAUGGUCAUGGAAGAGGCAAAUGCCCUCGGCCAGUACGUACCCGAGGACCAAGUACAAACGAUCCUGGCCCAGCGAUUGAGCGAAGCCGUUCGCAUGGCGGAAGCUUCCCUCGCAGACAAGUAUUCUCUCGCCGAACUCGACAUCAAGCACGCUGUGCACGACAUGCACACCGACCCCGACGUGCGUCGCGCCAUUGAAAACUUUCAGCGCGUGAUUGAAAACAGCCCCCUCGGACAAGCGCCGCCGGUGGAAGCGGCGGUGGACGUCCCAUCGCACGUCACGGCCGAGUACACACUGACGGCCAUGUCUGCCGUGCUGGACGGCGUCGGUCGUGCCAUGGAAGAGGCGCUGGCUGAAGCCAAGGCGGCUGGCCUGCGUGACGUCACAGCUGACGCUCACAUGUGGCAAGACGCGUAUGUGGAAAAGUCGACGGCGUACACGGCCGAGUUGCAUGCACUGUAUCGCGUGUCCGAGCCCAUUUUGAAUGCCGCAGUGGCCAAAUACAAGGACAACACGUCGUUCCAAGCUAAGUUGCAAACGCUCUUGGGAAAACACCAGGAAAACUUUCAACGCAUGGGGCUUUAACCAAUCUCGUCAAGGCCACCACCACCCUCGUACGUAGUAGUAGUACACACUAGAAAGAGUACCCGUAGCAUAGUUAAGCCAUAGAAACGUCUUCAAAAGGCAGCAGUUGUCAUCAUCAUCAAUCAUGUGGUGAGCGUGGAUGGCCUAUGAAUUAAAUACGUUAGUGUUAUAUCUCUCGA
Messenger RNA from Aphanomyces astaci, 1023 nucleotides. RefSeq lists its product as hypothetical. Lineage: Eukaryota; Oomycota; Saprolegniomycetes; Saprolegniales; Verrucalvaceae. The coding region runs from base 20 to 844 and encodes 274 amino acids. The transcript has 6 exons. The record is from RefSeq and is a predicted model, not a curated record.